Phaethon lepturus (White-tailed tropicbird) is the source of this 2496-nucleotide messenger RNA. RefSeq names its product transmembrane channel-like 6 (gene TMC6). The transcript is spliced from 20 exons. Gene Ontology annotation, molecular function: mechanosensitive monoatomic ion channel activity. Lineage: Eukaryota; Metazoa; Chordata; Aves; Phaethontiformes; Phaethontidae. Gene Ontology annotation, cellular component: plasma membrane. Bases 1 to 2496 code for a protein of 831 amino acids. The record is from RefSeq and is a predicted model, not a curated record.
AUGUCCCAGCCGCCCUGCUUCACCCUCCACGUCUCUGAGGACACCGAGAGUGAUGGCCAGGAGGCGAGCCCGGACAACGAAGGAGCGCUGCAUACCUCCUUCCACCAGCUCAUCCAGGAGCAGAGCACCUUGGUAGAGGCAGGUCUGGAGCUGGAGAUGCAGGCGAGGGGCAGAGAGCACCCGGCCUGCCUGGCCCCCCCAGACACUUGUGCCACAGCCUGGUCAGAGCCCAGGCAGGGCGAGCAGCACCCCGGCUACUCCUCUGCCUCCCUGCGGAUCCUUGCCAGCAUGCCCAGCCGCACCAUCGGGCGUAGCCGCGGCGCCAUCAUCUCCCAGUACUACAACCGCACAGCCCAGCUGCGGCGCCGGAGCAGCCGCCCACCCCUGCAGCAGCUCUGCCACACCGCUCGGCCCAGCCUGCGGCAGUACGACCUGGAUUCCGACCCUGCCAGGGCCACUCUGGAAGGUGAGGACAAGCGGAGCCUGCUGGUGAAGGAGCUGCUGAGCCUCUCGCCCAGCCAGCGCAGCCACAUGCUGCUUGCCGUGCCCCUCAGCCUGGCAGAUAAACGCACCCUCCGGCACGAGCUGAGUGGGCAGAGGGGCACACUGAGGCAGCACGCCCAGCACCGGGCCCUCUCCUCUCCCUGCGGAUGGUCCAAGGACCACAUCGUCCUCGGCUGUCGGGGCCUCUGGUACAGGUUCCUUUCCCUGCUUCCCGCUGUGAAGCCCUGGCACUACGCCCUGAAGCAGAUCGGUGGCCGUUUCGGCUCUAGCGUCCUGUCCUACUUCCUCUUCCUCAAGACACUCCUCAUGUUCAACAUCUUAUCAUUCCUCAUCCUCCUGGUCUUCGUGGUGGCCCUGCAGGCUGCAUAUCCCCCUGCCUCGGCCAGCGCCCACCCCUUCACCAGCCUCGAGCUCCUCACAGGAGCGGGCUACUUCACUCACUCGCUGCUGUACUAUGGCUACUACAGCAACGUCACCCUCAACGACCCCCUGCUCAACAUGCCACUGGAUGGCAGCUCAUGCCCCAUCGCAGCCCCCCUGCUCAACAUGCCACUGGCCUACUUGUUCAGUGUUGGGGUCUCCUUCCUUGUCACCUGUGUUCUGCUGGUGUACAGCAUGUCCCGCUCCUUCAGGGAGAGCUACCGUGUGGGCAGCUCCGCAGGGGACCUGGCUGUCAAAGUCUUCUGUGCCUGGGACUUCAAGGUGAUCCAGAGGCGCUCAGUGAAGCUACAGUGUGAGAACAUCUGCACCCAGCUGAAGGAGCUGCUUGCGGAGCAGCGGUCCCGCUCGCACUCCCUGAGCCUCUGCCAGCGCCUGGGGCACACUGCCGUGCUUCUCCUGGCCUGGGCCCUCUCACUGAGCACGGUGCUGGGCUGCGUGCUGGCCGUGCACUACUUCUCAGAGCACAUGCACGUGGUGAGUGCAGCGCCCUGCAUGGGCCCUGGUGUUGGGGGGCCAGGGCUGGGCUACUGGGGAGGGAGGCCAGAGCAGCCUUGGGAGGCAGAGGCAGCCCCGCUGCAGCUCCCCUUCUGCGGUGAGCGGCAGCAGGAAGCCAUCCUGCUGGUCCUGCCCCUUGUGGUGUCUCUCCUCACCGUGCUGAUGCCCCACCUGUACAACUUGCUGGCCGUGUGGGAGAAGCAGGACUCCCCUGUGACAGAGGUCUACGUGGCGAUCUGCAGGAACCUCAUUCUGAAGAUGGUGGUCCUCGGCCUGCUCUGCUACCAGUGGCUCAGCCGGAGAGUUGUCUGCUCGACAGAGGAGUGCUGGGAGACAUGUGUGGGGCAGGACCUGUAUCGCUUUGUGGUGAUGGAUUUCAUAUUCACCCUGUUGGACACGCUUUUUGGGGAGCUGGUCUGGAGGCUUAUCUUGGAGAAGAGGCUGAAAAGGAAGCAGAAGCCUGAGUUUGACAUCGCCCGAAACGUGCUGGAGCUGAUCUAUGGGCAGACCCUGACCUGGCUGGGCAUUCUCUUCGCACCACUACUGCCGGCUGUACAGACACUGAAGCUGCUGCUGCUGUUCUAUAUCAAAAAGACCAGCCUGAUGCAGAACUGCCAGUCCCCCAGCAAGCCCUGGCAAGCAUCUCACAUGAGCACUGUCUUCAUCACCCUGCUGUGCUUCCCAUCCUUCCUGGGUGCAGCCGUCUUCCUCUCCUACACCAUCUGGUCGGUGCGGCCGUCAGAAACCUGUGGUCCCUUCCAGGGGCUGGAAACCAUCUACAAGUCAGGGAAGACCUGGGUGCAAGUGCUGGAGAAGUCCAACCCGAACAUCACCUGGUUUGCCUGGGUCCACCAGCACCUGGUGGAGAACACCUUCCUCCUGUUCUUCCUAUCCGGGGUCCUGCUAGCCGUGAUCUACUUCAACAUCCAGGUGGUGAGAGGCCAGCGAAGGAUCAUCUGCCUGCUGAAGGAGCAGAUUGCCAAUGAGGGGGAGGAUAAAAUAUUUCUCAUUCAGAAGCUUCACUCCGUUUACGAGCAGAGAGACGCACGCACCUGA